UUUUUAUUUUUAAUUGUUUUUAAGUAGACUAUUAUUACAAUCUAAUAGUAUACAGAUAAACACGGUUUUUAAUUUUUGUUUUUACUAUUUAUCCAUUUCGAUGUUAAUAAAUAGAUUUUAAUAAAUUCAUAUAAAAUAAUGCAAUUUUUGAAAAUCAAUUUAUAUUAAUGCUUAUGAUAUUUCGACUUACGCAGUGUUCGGAUAAAUUCACUGAUAAACAUGUUGGACAACCCGAGGAGUCUGAAGCUAAUAAUAUAGAUGAAGAAGGAUUUGAAACUAUAGUAACAAAGAUGGAAGACUUAGUAAUAGAUACUGAUCAAACCUCAACAGAUCAACCAACUGGAUCAGCAAAUGAUAAACCUCGACAACCCAGUGGUCAACCACAACAAUGUAUUGAAUAUCAAGGAGGUGAAGGUUAUGAACAUGGUGCUACUGGUGGUGAUCAAAGUGAUGAAGAGGAUAACAAUUUUGAAGUAAUAGUAAAGGAAUUGGAAGACCUACUUGAGGAAGAUGAAGCUACACAUGAUAGCUUUGAACCUGGUAAACAAAAGGAUCAACCUGUUACUGAGACUAUGGAAAUUGGUUGGCCACCUACUCCUGAAAAAUCUGAAAAAAAAGUUAGUAUAAUACCGGAAAUGGUAUUACUUAAAAAAGGCUCAGGUGAUAAUUUAGUUCCAAUGAAUAUUUCAGAUUAUUUUGUAAAGGGAUAUGAUCAAUUUGGAAUUAAAUAUGAAUUUAAUACCCCUCUAGAAAAAUUGUUAGCAAACAAAGACCCAAUAUGGGAACACGAACAAGGUAAAGCUUAUCCAGAACAACUAAUUUACAAGGAAAAAAGGGGCAUUUAUAUUCUAAUUUUUAGACAUCUAGCGUUUGUUUAUAGGAAAGUUUUCGAUCAUUGGAAUUUGAAAAUUUUGAGACCACCCAAAGGAAUUAAAAUUUACGAUAUAGAUGAACAGGGAAGAGUUAUUCCCAUAUUUAAAAGCCAAUACAAUGUUCAACCAACAGGGUUUGGUUCCUUUAGAUAUAUACUUAAAGAAGGAAUAAAGUGUAGAAUAAUUGAAUUUCAAAAGACUAUAGUUUGGGGAGGAGAUCCUAGUAAUGGUUAUGUCAGAACAUUCAGCUACGUGAACGAUAAUCUGUUUGUGAUUUUUUUCCACAAUUAUAUUGUUAAAGUUACAAGAGUUAAUAACUCUUGGACAUAUUUAUUCCAGCCAAGAUCAUCAAAACAAAAUUUUAAUGAAUUUUAAUUUUUAAAGAACAUUAAUUAUUAUUGAUUUAUUGGUUUAAUUUUUCAGAUGGAUUUGAACUUGUUAAAUUGGUGUGUAAACUCGUUAAUUUCGUGUGUUGUGCUGUUAAACAACUUUAUAAAGUAUUUUUUAUUAAUAAUGUUUGAAAGAUUAUGCAAACUGCUAGAUUUUUUAAAUGAUCAUUAUGUCUUUAAUAUGUGUAAUUAUGAUUUUAAUUUUACUAAUAAAAC
Molecule: messenger RNA, 1477 nt
Organism: Theileria parva strain Muguga
Lineage: Eukaryota; Apicomplexa; Aconoidasida; Piroplasmida; Theileriidae
Product: SVSP family protein
Exons: 1
Coding region: 168-1247 (359 amino acids)
Source: RefSeq, a predicted model, not a curated record